Molecule: messenger RNA, 2647 nt
Organism: Neodiprion fabricii
Lineage: Eukaryota; Metazoa; Arthropoda; Insecta; Hymenoptera; Diprionidae
Gene: Rnft2
Product: RING finger and transmembrane domain-containing protein 2
Exons: 5
Coding region: 245-1663 (472 amino acids)
Biological process (GO): positive regulation of ERAD pathway
Molecular function (GO): ubiquitin protein ligase activity
Source: RefSeq, a predicted model, not a curated record
ACUUACACACGUCGUACGCAAGAGUCGUACGUCUAAAUUGUGAUAAAAAUUCGCUCAAAGAUAACCUGUCAAUGUUAUACGAUAAUCGCGAGUGUCCUAGAACUAGUGAGAAUACGUGCCAACUGACAGUACGGAAAGACAUCGAGGUAAUAUUCGACGCGUAAACAGAAUACGCAAGCCUCAUUUCGCAAAGGAAUGUAGGGUGGUUGUCGGACAGGUUAGAUCUAAUUGGACCACAUUGGCGAUGGCAGAUGCUUCAUUGAAUGACGAGAUUGCAAAUCCUGCACAAACGACUGCAGCGAUGCCGCAUAGAAUCAGCAUCAAUACCGUGAGACAGCCGUCCAGUUUGUUGAUGACUCACACUACCGGGCACACUGAACUAUCAGCCACGCCGUCAGUGAGCAUAGGAGGUCUCAAUUUUAGCGGGCGUACCGCGGAACAGUCAAGAAUUUUUGCAGACAACAUUUCGACUGCAUUUCAAGAAAUUCGACCACUCCUAGAACAAGCCAGAGCGCCACAUGGAAUUGUCCUAACGUCAUGGUUGAAUGGCCAAACGCAACAAGAGACCCCGCCAUCUGCGGCAGACAGUUAUGUGAUAAACCUAAAUGAUCAGCCAUCGACUAGCAACAUAGGAUCGUCACACCACCAAUCCACCCAUGAUCAUCAUCAUCAUCAUCACAGAACUGCGACAGACAAUUUUUUGAACAACAUAAGAGAAGCGGCAAAUGCAGAAAGUCAGAAUAACAAUAAUAAUGCCGAAGAAGGGGCAACGGAUGCCCGGCAUAUUAGUCCUGAAACAAGAGCUUUGUUAGAAAUUUUACAACAAUAUGUUCCAUUUGUGUUGAUACUCCUUGCAAAAUGCAUUUAUGAUCACCGAGCUGGGAUAUUACAUUUUUUAGCUUUACUAGUAACAUUUAUUCAUACCAAUAAUAAUCUAAAACUCGAAAUAGCCAAACAAGAAAAUAGAAGUCGUAUGGUACUGUUAGUUGUUCUAUUUUAUAUACUUGGUUGUAUCGUUUUUAUCGAUUAUAUGUCCGAAGAACAUAAAUUGUAUUUGAGCUUGGUUUUGAUACCGUCUUAUACGCAACCUAUUACACUCUGGGAGUUACUAUGGUCACUCGCAAUUACAGAUUACAUAUUGAAACUGAUUACUAUUGUCUUCAAAGCUAUUUUGACUUGUCUGCCAGUCAGGAUACUUGCAUUUCAGAAGCGAGGUAAAUACUAUCUGAUGAUAGAAGCCACUUCGCAGUUGUAUCGAUCUAUUGCGACCAUUCAACCUUGGUUAUAUUAUUUGCUAGAAGCAUACCAAGGCCCGGAAAAGGUUUUGGGAGUAUUUUUAUCAGCGGCAUAUAUGGUUAGCAAAGGGAGUGAUCUGGUAUCGCGAGGAAAACUGUUUCGCACAGCUGCAUGGAAGUUGCUUCAAAACGUAAACAUAGGUGUGUCACCGUCGAAGGAACAGCUAACUGCAGCUGGGGGGAUAUGCGCCAUUUGUCAUGAAGAGUACGCAACACCUGUCAGAUUACGUUGCAAGCAUAUUUUUUGUGAAACAUGCGUGUCAACUUGGCUGGAUCGAGAGUCUACCUGUCCAUUGUGUCGUGCACCAAUCACAGACGACCCAGUUUACCGCGACGGCCAUACCACAUCUUUCAUUCAGUUAUAUUAACUUCUUGUCUUAUAUUUAAGUAAAGUUAUUUGUAUGAACUUUUUCUGAACACUGAAGUGUUCUAGAUAUUAUUCAAGCAGUAACAAACUCGGGAACAAAAAUUAAAUAGCAUUGAGUUCUUGCGUCAUGGACUACUACUACCUAAGAUUCCAAGAUUGGUGCACUUAGUCGAAAAUGUUGAAUGUUUUCGAGAUAAAAAAAAUAUAUGUUCAAUUUUACCGAAAGUAAACUUCAGGUGUCGGAAAAUUGAAAUAACCAGCUAAUAUAUUAGAGUUUGAAUUGUUAGUAAGAUUGAUAAAUAAAAAGGUAGUGCAAGUGUUGGUCCAACUUUGUACAGAAAACAAAAUGCGGUUCGUAUGAAUUGCAGCUAGAUUGACUUCAAGUGUUUUGCACUGGUGGCGGGAUGACCGAAAAGUUUGAUCUAUGUGUCUAAAUGCCUCUCGUACUUUGCUUUAUUAUGCAUUAAAAGCAUUCAGAGUUCAAAUGAAAAAGUUAAAAAUUAAAUUAAAUUUGAGGUUUGACACGGAGGAUUAUGAUCUUGUAAAAUAUCUUGUAUAUACAUAAAAAGAAAGAUUUUAACCGUAUUAAUAAUGAAAAGAAACUAAACUAUUUUAAUGCUCGUUUCAUGGAAUAGUAUUAGUUGUUAAGAUUCUAAAUCAUUUGUUUACGUCAUCUUUUCAUUAUCAAAAAGCUCAAUCACUUACUACUGAUUGAAUACAGGCGAUCGAUGCAAAAUGGUACCAUAUCUUUACUCAUAAUAUGCGAUUAUUCAACACGAAUUUAAAUAGAUUAUGUAACCAUAUUAUGAUUUUUCAACGGGUAUUGUAUUGAUAUUUAUCUAUAUAUUUUUUAAACCGAUGCAUAGUUAUACUGUCAACAGUCAUCAAACUGACACUAUCGACAAUCCAUGUUCUUCAAAUAUAGUAUUAUGUCUGUUACACUGAAUAUUGCGUUGUCAUUCUCACAUCUAUAACAGAUCAUCAA